AUGUCACUUUUCAUCCAUAUAUUGGCCUGCCUGUUUGGCAUGGGCUCCUGGGUGUCCAUCAAUGGACUAUGGGUAGAGCUGCCUCUCAUCGUGCCCCAGAUCCCAGAGGGUUGGUACCUGCCAUCCUACCUAUCCGUCCUCAUCCAGAUGGCCAACGUGGGGCCCCUGUUCAUCACCCUCAUGCACCGCUUCCGCCCCAGGGCGCUCAACGAGACAGUGGUCAUCUAUGUGAUCAUCUCCCUGGGCAUGGUGGCCAGCUUUCUCCUGGCCUUCUUCUGGAAGGAGACGCUGGUGGUGGUGGGCGUCCCACGCAGCGUGGCCCUCCUCCUCCUUACCUUCUUCCUCUCCACUGUGGACUGCACCUCCUCUGUCACCUUCCUGCCCUUCAUGAUGCGUCUGAAGCCCCAGUACCCUCACCACCUACUUCGUGGGGGAGGGUGUCAGUGGCCUGCUACCCGCCCUGGUAGCCCUGAUCCAGGGGGUGGGGGUGGUCCACUGUAACAACAGCACUCGGAUGAUAAAUGACACUGGCUCAGUUAGUGUUAGCUACGAACUGCAGGCCCAAUACCAGCCGGCCAACUUCUCAGCUGAGGUGUUCUUCUUCUUCCUCAGUGCCAUGAUGUUGGUGUGCCUGGGAGCCUUCAUCCUGCUGAACUACCACCCUGCCGUGGCCCGGGAACGCCCAAAUGCUCGCUACCCUAACGGGGUGCUGGAGAAAGGCGAGGCAGCUCAGAAGAACCCGACAGAGCAGAAGCCCAUGAUCAAACAGUCUGAUAUCAAGCCCAAAAGCAACUUUUGGACCGGGACGUACAGCUGGAUACAGGUGCUGUACAUGUUCUUCAUCCUGGCCUGGGUCAAUGGCCUGACUAACGUUGUGCUUCCCUCAGUGCAGUCCUACUCUUGUCUGCCCUAUGGAAACAGUGCCUACCACUUAUCAGCCACCAUGGCUGCAGUGUCCAACCCUCUAGCCUGCUUCAUUGCCAUGUUUUUCCCAGCAAGGUCAGUUUUGUUCAAAUGUAUUUCCAAUAAAUAUGAAUGAAUCGUUAUUUAAUUUACACAUUAUCAACUUAAUAUAUGUAGGCCUAUUUGUAGGCUUAUUUUGUGGCAAACAAAAUGGGACUUUUAUUCAACUGCACCUCCUAACCCACUAAUACUGAUAAUGUUACUGUCAUCCUUUCACAGGUCCUUAUUGCUGUUGGGGGCUCUCACGGUGGUUGGCAGUGGGGUUGGAGCCUACAUCAUAGGCAUGGCAGUGCUGAGUCCAUGUCCUCUGCUGGUCAACGAAACCUCAGGAACCUUCCUCAUUGUAAGUUUCCACAACAUAAAUUCAUAAUGUACAGUGUGGUCGGAAAUUAUUGACACCCUUGAUAAAGAUGCACAAUAAUGACUAUAAAAUAAAUAAUUCAAAUACUUAGUUACUGUAUAUUGUAGGCAAAAAAAAGGUUCAAAGAUCAUACCCCCAAGACGUUAAAUUAUAUGAGAAAAAAAUAUUCAAUUUUAUUUGGAACGGCAAGCCAGACAAAAUUAAAAGGGCAUAUUUAUAUAAUGAAUAUGAAUUCGGGGGACAGAAAUUAUUAAAUAUUAAAGCAUUAGAACUAUCACUAAAAGCUUCAGUCAUACAAAAGUUAUACUUAAAUCCGAACUGGUUCUCAAGCAAAUUAGUAAUAUUGUCUCACCCAAUGUUCAAGAAAGGCCUUUUUCCCUUUAUUCAGAUUACAACAACUCAUUUGCAGUUAUUUGAGAAGGAAAUCAUCUCCCAAAUAUCACUAUUUCUAAAACAAGCCAUAGAAAGUUGGUUGCAAUUUCAAUUUAAUCCUCCAGAAACGACAGAACAAAUAAUGCAACAAAUAUUGUGGUUAAAUUCAAAUAUACUAAUUGACAAAAAACCUUUAUUUUUUUGACAGAAUGUUUAAAAAAGGUAUAAUCUUCGUAAAUGAUAUCAUCGGUAGGACUGGUGGAGUUAUGUCACACAUGCAGCUAACAAAAACAUAUGGAAAUGUCUGCUCUACCCAAAAUUACAACCACAUUUUUGCAGCCUUACCGCAAAAGUGGAAGAGGAAAGUGGAAAGGGGAGAAAGUAAGGAACUUGUCUGUCGGCCUUGCAUUAAAUAACAUAAUUGGUUAAGGAAAACUGUGAUAAAUAAAAAAGUAUAUCAGUUUCACUUAAGGGCCAAAGGAUUGACAGCCGUCCCAUAUAGAUUGCAAAAUAGUUGGGAAGAGAUCUUUGACGUACCGAUCCCAUGGCAUAGUGUUUAUGAACUGACACGCAAAACGACACCGGAUUCAAAAAUUUGAAUCUUUCAAUUUAAAUUAUUAUAUAAAACCGGAUGGACAUCAUGAAAAUGAUCGGAGAGGUUGAGAGUAGAAGAAGUUCAGGAGCAAAAAAAAAAAUAAAAAUAUAUAUAAUAGAAUUAUUGUAAAAUGAACUGUGUCCAUAAGGUGUAGAUAGUAAGUAUAGACCGGAAGUAGAGGCCUGAGCAUUGUUGUUCACUAAUUUACUCCAAGUAGGGAAAGGAUGGCGGGGUUGAAAAGUAAUAAAGGGGAGUAUAUAUAUAAAAAACAUGGGGGAUUGGAAGUGAUGCAGACAAUUACAUUGAUAGAAGAUACAAUAUAUCUGCAAUAUUAAGCUGAUCCAUCCCCGCCCCCCCCCAAAAAAAAAAAUUUAAAUAAAAAAAUACAUGCUAACCUCCCCCCUCAUGCUGAGAGGUUAGCAUGUAUUGGGGGUGUGACCUUUGACAAUCUAACUUUCUCAUUGGUUAUUCACAAUUCAUUCAGGAUUAUCCGUAAUCAUGGUAACAUCCACAUUUAAUGUAGAAGUGUUUAUAUUCUAUUCCUAUUUACAAUAAAAGUGAAUCCAAAAUGACACAAUAUAUUAUUAACCAUUCAUUUCUAUUGGGCACAAAAUAGAACACAGCCAAAACUAACUGCAAAUAGAUCCAACAAGUGUGUAUAGUCACAAUUUUGAUGUAGUCAUUGCGUGCUAGGAAUAUGAGACCAAAUACUAAACUUUUGACUACUUUAUUUAUAAGAAUCUUUAAGGAUGUCAAUCAUUUUGACACCUACCUUUUGAGAAACAAAUGUAUUAAUUGUUAAACAAAAUCUCAUUCUCUGAGCAAUUGUAUUAGUAUAAAAUAUGAUAAUUUCCCCUUUAAAAAACAACAACCCAUAUAGCUCAGUAUGUGGAUUAUUUAUUUUAUACAGUCAUUAUUGCUCAUCUUUAUCAAGGGUGUCAAUCAUUUCGGACCCCACUGUAGUUAUAUGCUACAGAUGAAAGCAUAACAUAGAGGACUCUACAUCUCAUGGAAAUAAUUAUUACACAUACAGUAUAUUGUAAAGAUUACAAUGGAUUGAAUAAGUAAAUGUUAUACUUGUCCCUUCUCUCAGGUGGGCUCCUGGAUCCUCUUCGUCCUCACUUUGUCCUAUGUUAAGGUGAUCAUUGGAGUGAUCCUCCGUGAUGAGGGCCACAGUGCUCUCGUGUGGUGUGGAGCAGUGGUGCAGUUGGGCUCCUUGAUGGGUGCCGUCACCAUGUUUCCCUUGGUCAGUGUGUAUAGUUUAUUUUUAUCAGGAGACCCAUGUAACACAAAGUGCCCUUAAAUUAUGCUAAACAACGAUGAUCCAGGCAUAUUCUGAGAAAAACAUAUUUGAUUAAUUCCUCUGAAGCAUGUGUACUUUAUUAGUAAAAUGCAAUUGAACAACUAACCAGUGAGGUGAACAGAAUUCAGCCAACUCGUCAUAGUAAGUAUACCGUAUAUAAGGUUCAGGGUGAUUUACACCCUCCAAAUAUCUUGUCAUGGAACAUUGGUGCUAUUUGAUAAGCUACCAUCAGAGCCUCUUUUCACUUUACACUAGCAGCUUGUGGAUAGUAAAAUUAGGGGCUUUUGUCAGUGCAUGCAAAUAAUACCAGGCAGAGAGUAAGCACAUUCAUAGAGUAGCACAUACCAGGUAAAGAGAAAGAACAUUCAGCUUUCCGGAAGAUAAAAGCCUUUUUGUAGCAGACGCCAUUGAAUAAAUGGACUUGUGAUUAACUAUGUCAACUAUUAUGGUAGCCCUAAUCUAAUGUUGACAGAUCUAAUGUCUGACAGUUUGGAUUUUACAAGAGUUAUGGGGAGAGUCUUGAAUGGACCAUUCUCACAGUGGAUAAUCUUUCAUAGGAAUUCAGUGAUUAUGUAGCAAUUUUAACAUUUAACAUUUGGUCAUUUAGCACAGGGGUUCCCAAACUGUUUCACUCGGGGGCCCCCUUCCAGCAUUGGGGAAUAU
This is a messenger RNA of Coregonus sp. 'balchen', 4257 nucleotides long. Lineage: Eukaryota; Metazoa; Chordata; Actinopteri; Salmoniformes; Salmonidae. The record is from the annotation of a GenBank genome assembly.